Molecule: messenger RNA, 6022 nt
Organism: Biomphalaria glabrata
Lineage: Eukaryota; Metazoa; Mollusca; Gastropoda; Planorbidae
Product: protein starmaker-like
Exons: 6
Coding region: 487-3450 (987 amino acids)
Biological process (GO): triglyceride catabolic process; lipid homeostasis
Cellular component (GO): membrane; lipid droplet; cytoplasm
Molecular function (GO): triacylglycerol lipase activity
Source: RefSeq, a predicted model, not a curated record
UUCUGCAGAGUGUAAGUCAUUGUAUCGGCGACAAGGCGGAAAUGCCCGGCUCUCUGAUCGUCUGCACAAAUGGACUAUACGCUUUUUUUUUUCUCUUCUUUAAUCGUAACUUUUAAACUUUAAAAAUUUGUGUUGGAUUCUUCUACUUGUUCAAACAUUUAUUUCGCUAGACAAUGAAUCAAUAAAGUUCUUAAAUUUCAGAGGAAUAGUUGCACUAAGUAAUUAAUACUGUACCAGACUCAGCUUUGACCUCAUAACCUGAUUCAAUUUGUUUUCCAUCACCACUUUAAAAAAAAAUCAAAAUAGAACUGUUUUCAUCUGUUUGUUUUACAAGCUAUUCUGCUUUAGGCCAUAGGGGCAGACGUCAUGGAGCAGACGAAGGUAAUUAGGACUUGACCUUAAUUUGUACAUUUUGGUCAGCACUGUCAUGAUGCAUAAAGGUUCUUUUGUAAAGCAGGCUGACCUUGGGUCAGUCACAGUUAGAAAAUGACUUUAGAAAGGUCAUUCUCGCAGACAACGUUCAACACCAAUAAUCAAAUCACCACCACCAUCUUAGCUGAGCGCCUCCACCGCACGUCCUUCUGCUCCCCAACUGCUGCUUCACCCUGCCAUGCGCCCUUGAGGGUGAGCACACCUCGGGCGCACCCUCCCCUGAACAAAACAAACUCUGACCACGCUAUACUAGGACUCAAGUCUAACCCCGACUACGCAAAGCCUGGAUGGUCCCCAACUGGUUCUAUUGAUGAUGUCCAACUGCGGAAGAAAGAAUACAGAGCAGUUUCCAAGCCCCAGAAUGCGAGAAGACAGCUAAGCCUCCAGGGCAGCAAUUUAUCUCCACAAGCUUACUUGCAGAAAAUCCCCAGGCGUUCUUCUUUUCCUCAUGUUUACAGGCAAGAUAGCCGCAGAGUGAGCAAUUCCUCCUCCUUCGUGGAAUCAAACAGCCAGAUCAAGGAAAAUAAUACACUAAACAGCUCUUCCAUUACACAGUUCACGGAGAAAUCAUCACGUGCUUCUUUAGAGAAAUCCAACUCUUCUCAAGAGAGCGCUAAAGGAGGUUCUAAAGAAUUUUUACUGGAAUUCCCACCAAUGCCUAAGUCUGGAACUUCGCUACUAUCUGCUGCCAAAAAAUCAGAAAAGAGUAAGGAGAAGAAAUGCAAUCUGAAGCCAGCACAGUCCAUGCCAGGCCUUGUCGAAGCUUCAAGUAAAGAUUGCCGGGCGUAUUCGGCUGAUGCUCGCCCAAGGCAAAGCACCUCUUGUGCAUUUUUCAUGAUUUUUAAACGCAAGAAGAGAUCUAAAGAAGACAGAUCUCCUUCCCCGGUGAGACGGUAUUCAUACAAAAGUUCCGAAUCAGCUCCGAAAUCCGAGCUCCACGCAACUACUUCUAAUAAAGAUAACAGCAUCUUAGAAUCUUCUGACUCAAAAGAGAGAAGAACCUCCCAUUCUUCUAAAGAGCGUAGGAUAUCCCAGACAUCUUCACACAAAGAUAGACCCCCUUCUCAGGCGUCGUCCUCUAGGUACCAACCAACGCCCUCAUCAUCUCUCUCCGUUUUAUCCCCCAGCACCACAGACAGGACUCCGAAAUUUGAAAGCCGAUCUCGCUUGCGGCAUAGAAAAGAUAAAAACACUCACAGGCACCCGUCAGGGUCAAGGUCACAAUCAGAUUCACGAAAACAUUCGAAGCAUCAUCAUAUCAGACACGAGGAUCUGCCCCCGCACCCGUCAAUCUUAAAACAAUCCAAGGAAUCAACAAACAUUGUGACAUCGCUUUGGUCCAAGAGCAAGUCCAAAUCUGAGACCAAAAGUAGAGACCAAUCCAAAGAAGUAGAUAAUAGGAAGCGAGUUCAAAACAAUAAUUCUUCCCACGGUGAUACUUCACAAACGAAACAAAAAUCACAAAGUGAACAUAAUUCAAAAAGUGAAAAUAAGCGAGAUAGUGAGGACAGGGACGCCAGGAGGGCACAUUACAAAAAGGUCAACGGUAAACAGGACAACAACAACAGGCCAGAAGACAAAGUUGUAGACAUUGUCAUUAAACCCAAGCCCUCCAUCGUAGAGAAUAUUGACUCUACUUCACAAGAUGACAUCAUCCUUGCUGGAAACCUGUCCCUGCCUUUAGAUCAUAUCAACAAAUCAAGGCACAGUUCGUGUGUUGACCAGCCCAUUAUUAAACCAGAGUCCGACUCUGAUUCAGACUGUGACCAGAAACCUGGUGACGAUCACUCUGAGGUAUUUAAGAAGACGAGUGCCAGCCAACCUUCAUCUCACAAAAAGGUUCAGUCUCCCUCGUGCUCAAAUACAAGCAGUUCCAACUCUAACUCGCCCAAAAAGACAAACAAUCAUCACUCGCAAUCAUCCCCCAAAAAGGCUAGCGUCUCCAGCUCAGAAUCUAGUCCCAUCGUGAAGAGCACAGAGUCGGCUUGUGGUUCUACGCCGAACCUUAGGGGCAAGUCUCUGAUCAGCACCAGCAAGACCGAGCCCGCGGCCGAAUGCCACGAGCAGCCUGCUUUUGAUAGGCACCCCGUGAGGUCGAGGUCGCUGCCCAGGUUCGAACCUCACCUCCAGUUUGACGCGGACAAUAAAGUGAUAUCGGACACGGAGGACUUUGAGUAUCGGCCGACUGAAAUGAAAGGACCUUUGCAUCUCUCCUUCUGUGGCUGUGGCUUCCUGGGCAUGUACCACCUGGGUGUGGUCACCUGUCUAGUCAAUAGAGCACCAGCCUUUCUAGAAAAGAUUGAGAAAGUGAGUGGUGCUUCUGCCGGCGCCCUGAUGGCGGCUGUUUUGGUCACUGCCAGAGACAAAACUGAGGAAGCAUCUGAUCAUGUUCAGAACUUGGCUAAAGAGAUACGCAAAAAAACGCUAGGCGCACUCACACCUGGUUACAGUUUUACCAGGAGUCUACGUUAUAUGCUAGAUGACCUACUUCCAGAAAAUGCCCAUGUGAUAGCCCAGGGCAAGCUGUACAUCUCUCUGACCAAUGCCCAGACAAAGAAAAAUGAGCUGAUAUCUGACUACAAGUCUAGGGAUGAAUUAAUUGAAGCGCUUAUUGCCAGUUGUUAUAUUCCUGUGUAUGCUGGGAUGAAGGCACCAACCAUUGGCGGCAAGAAAUAUAUAGAUGGUGGUUUGACAGACAAUAUGCCUAGAUUUGAAAGUGGAAGAACCAUUACUGUUUCUCCCUUCGAUGGCAAGUCAGAUAUUGGCCCUAAAACAGGUCAAGAGCUAGAGAAAAAAGCCCAUUUUAUAAAUUUCCAAAAUCAGGACUAUCAGGUAGAGGUCAAUAUGAACAAUUUUAAGAAAGGCAAAGAUGCUUUCUUCCCUCCAAAAUCUCAUAUUCUUCAAGAAUACUUCGAGAAGGGCAGAUUUGAUGCUAGCAGGUUUCUAAUUAGAGAAGGUCUUUAUCAGAUCAACACUCAACAGCAACAAGAACGAGUACUUUAUGAAUCUUCUGUUUGAUAAAGGCUUUAGGAUUUAUUUCUAUCUGAUACUACUUUGUAAAUCAUGUACAUGAUCAUUCUUUAGCUAAGAUAUUUUCCUAGUUCUCAAGAUUUAGCAAAAGGAAAAAGUAUUUUUUAUUCUCUAUACUAAAAAAACAAUGUCAAUCAAUGAUCUUUUCCUCACUGCUUACAGUGACAUUUUCAUUCAUUCUCAUCUACUCAUUCAAAGAAUUGUGAAGUGUUUGAAAUCAAUUUAUUUGACAAUGCAUCACAUCUCAUUAUACCAAGUGUUUGAAGUGCAAUAUCAAAUUUUGCAUUGCAAUCUUUUUUGUCAAGUGAUUCAAUCACCCUAACAAAAAAAAAAUUGUUAUUAGAAUUAACUCAAGAUCUUGAGGGAAAAAAAUACCCGGUGCCUGUGGCUGAUAAACUUUUUAAACUUGAAGAAUCAAAAAUCCAUUCUGAUUUUGCUUGUUUUUUUUUUUAUUUUAUGUUAUUUUUGUGUUUUAAUACAUGUAUCUAUAAAUAUGAACCUCAAAACACAUCAUCCUUAGAUGAGUGUCUUUCUAAUGGAUUUGUGGCAUGGCAUAUAAUAAAAGAAAUUAAAUAGAUAAUUUUUAGGAGGUUAGAAUACAACUAGAACAUAUUAAGGUCCCAUUGAUGAAUGAGGACAUUUUGUAAUGUAUAGCUGUAGUGCUAGUCUAUGGAAUGGUUUUGCCAACUGAAAAAUAGAGUAAAAUGUAUCAUAUCAAGCACAUUACUUUGUUGACUUUAGUACAAUUGUAAAUAUACUUCAUACACAUUUAUUUGAUUGCUUAUGGAAGAAGCUGUUCAAGAAUAAAGAGAUUUGUACAUUAUCAUUUCUAAAACUUGUCUAAAGUGAGGGGAAGUGCAAGUAAGAUUACGUAUGCAAAAUGUUUUAUGAGUUAGACAAUUAAUAGUUCCCACAUAGAUCUCUCUCUUAACCUCCCUCUUUUUUCGUCGUCCAGGAGGUAUAGUGAGGGGCAUCAAUUUAUUUGUGGGUUUUGUUGUUUUUUCGGGGUACUUUAUCUGUAAUUGAACGUUAAUAUCUUUUUGUUAACAGCCACAAUGCAUCAGAUCUUCAUCAGACUAAGAUCUUGCCUAAUGUAAUACACAUUUUAGUAGCGCUUUCCCCAUCUAGAUUGGCUGGCUUGGCAUUUCAACAUUGUCAGUUUUUCCUUCUGUUGGCGUGUCAACUUUUUAUUUUCUGUUGGACACAUUCUUAGCAUGGAACUGAGAUAUAUAGGGAAAUGUCUUACUUUAGACUUUGUUUUCAUUUUCUCAAAAUGUUUAGUCCUGUCGUUUUGAAAAAAAUAAAAUCCUGUCAACUAACUUUAGCUUUUGUGUGAAAUACUUGUAAUGUAAUUUUUUAUUUUUUUUUUCAAAAAUAUUUUGUUUCCUUACAUUUCAAGUGACCUUGAUGUAUAUAUUAUAUGUAUAUAUUUAUGUAUUAUACUAAAUAAUAUAUUUUUUAUAUAUAAAGUAAGCUUUUGUAGGCAUUAUAUACAAAUGCAGAGCUUAAAGGUUUUGACAGCUGGAGGCAGAAAUUUCAUCAUGUCAAAAAUUCAAAAUCAUCCUCUGUAGCCAUUCAUUUGUAUCCAGUCCAGUGAUAAAUUGGAAACCAUUUUGCAUAGCUAAAAAAAGAAGAAAUUGAUGAGGUGAAAUGACUCUAUAUAAAAAGGGUGUGCUGCAGAUUGACCAUUGAAUUCCUGUUAGUUCAGUUACUACAACAUUCUGUGUUGUGAUGUUAAGAAACAUUCCAAAUGUUAAUGUGCCUUGAUUUUCUUGUGCUUGUGUUUUGUGACAUGGCAGACAUUGCUGCUCUACGUCCCAGAGUUGUUGAGUGCCCUCUGAUGUCCAUCCUUUCAAAAUGAAUGUACAACUAUAGCAGAGAAUACAUUUAGGACUUGGCAAAGUCUGUACAGCCUAAGUAUUUUUUUUAGAGUUUUAGCUAAUUAACAGUGUUGUAUUAGCUAUCACAUGCAAAGUACCUACUAAAUUUUUAAGUCAUUUAUAGUUAUGAUUAACUUAUGAUGACUAAUCUUAAGAAAAACAAAACUAGGACUGUAUUCAUGAAUUCCUCAAAAAUAUUUGUUGUAAAAAAUUGAUGUAAAUUAGAUAUCUUGUUACAUUAGCAAAAUGACUGUAUAGUUCAAUAUUGCAAGCAAAACUAUCAACCAAUACAUGUACAUAUCUUAUUAAUACUAUAAUACAUGAAAUUGUAUAACUUUCAACUUUUUUUUAAUAGAAAAAACAACAAAUUCUGUUUAGUUGUAUACUUUGCACAUGUCUUACCAUCUUUCAAUUAAAUUGUACUGGUUACUUGUCUUCUUGUGGACCAGGUUUGAGUCACUUGUCCACAAAAUGUAGACAUUGUCUGUCUGCUCAAGAUGCCCCUUACCUAUAUAGGCCUAUGCUUUUUUUUUGUAUAGGGUGUACAGUUUGUAAAAAAAAAAUAAUAAUAAUGAAAGAGUGGCUUCCCUUGCCAUAAAGUUAUUAACUUAUUCAAUUACUUUUUUUUUUUUUUCUUUUGCAUGUUUAUAAAAUAAAUUAAAGCUUAAUCAUCAAACAAA